AAAGCGCAAUAUCAGUGAGAUGUUGCGAUGUGGAUAUGUAAUAUCUGACCCUUAUGCAACACCUGACCUAAAACUGAAGGUGACAAUGCCCUCAAUGAUUGGAUAAAUAUCCAAUUUUCAAGUUAUCAGAUGAAACAAAACUUGUCUCGCAUCAAAAAGUCUAUUUUCCCACUACAGAAGCCGGUCUCUAAAGAGUGUAACCUGAGCAGUGACUGAGGCGUUGGCCAUAGAGUGGCACUAAAGGGGGUUGAUACCACUUGGCAUGAUGCUGGACGACAGCCCUUAUUCAUUGUCAAAGGGGUUGCUAUUCACAAUGGAGAAAACGAUGAAAUGCUGCCAUUAUAAUGGGGACCAAAGGGCCCGACACCCGAUCUCCUCUUUGGCUCUGGCUUCCUUUUGUCCCAGUAUUUCAUAUCUGACAUAUCCACACACCCUAAAAAAGCACUUGAUGUCGGAGCAGCGAUGGACCUGAGGCUUGGUGUUUGCGUGCUCAGACAUGGGGAAUAAACAGACCAUCUUUACGGCACGGCAGCUAGAUGCCUAUCAGGACUGUACGUAUUUCACCAGAAAAGAAAUCCUCAGACUGUUUUACCGCUAUCGGGAUUUGGCACCGCAGCUCGUUCCUCUUGACUACACCAACCACCCAGAUGUGAAGUUACCAUAUGAGCUGAUUGGCAGCAUGCCAGAGCUGAAGGACAACCCGUUCCGUCAGAGGAUCGCUGAGGUUUUCUCGGAGGACGGAGAGGGAAACAUGACACUGGAUGACUUCUUGGACAUGUUCUCGGUCUUGAGUGAGAUGGCGCCUCGUGACCUCAAGGCGUACUACGCUUUCAAAAUUUAUGAUUUCAACAACGAUGAUUUCAUCUGUAAGUCGGACCUGGAGAAGACGCUGAACAAACUGACCCGUAACGAGCUGACGGAAGACGAGGUGGGGAUGGUGUGCGAGAAGGUGAUCGACGAAGCCGACCUGGACAACGACGGACGUCUGUCACUGGAGGACUUCCAGCACAUGAUUGUUCGAGCUCCAGACUUCCUCAGCACGUUCCACAUAAGGAUAUAAAGAACCGAAGCAGUCAUGUGCAUUUGAAUUGCACAUCAAGAUGGAUUUGUUACUGCACAAAUCUGGAAAGUGAAGGAAUCCUGACAUUUCAACCAAAAAAAAAAAACCCACAAAUCAUCUUGUGAAUGUUUAGAUUUUUGCUUUUUGUGAUUUAUUUUAUAUUAAAAAAAAAAAAAACAUUUAGAUCCGCAGAGAUCAGACUUUGACAUUCAGCAUCCUGAGUAAAUUUAUGACUAACUAUGAAUUGUCUUGUCUUUCAUGGGAGCAUUAAGCUUGGAUUUGUUUGACCUGCACUGACACACCGAGCCCACAUCCGAUUUUUCCCGUUUUAUUUACUGGAAAUGCUGUAAUAACAGCGGCCCGUGGUGUGUGACUGCAGAUCUGUCGUCAGGUGGUGGAAUCAACCAAUCCAUCAAGACAAGGCUCAUUAGUUAUGACCAUCAACAGUAGAUUUGUGUUUUGUAUCUAAAGGGGUUCAGUUACACCAGACUAUAAAAGAAACACAUGCCAGAAUAUUCCAGUGGGUCACAGCAGGCCGAUAAAAGGAGAGCCAUUUGUCAUGAAAGCAGUCAAGCUCUCAAUGCGGGGAGAACGGGGUCAACUGACGGUGUAGUUUCCCCUGACAGGCAGCCAACAAACACAGCGAGGGUGGAGUUUUAUAAUCUUAUUUUAUUAAAUCAAAAGUACACAUACCUACAAAUUGUAGAUACAUUUUCAUAUGGAUUUAGAAAGUACAGUACAAUUUAAGUAGAUCUCUUUUUUUUUUUUUCAAUGUGAUAUUUACAAUGUUUAUUUUUCCCCCACUUUUUUUUUUCUUCAAAACGUCUCGUAUUAUUCUCCCUGUGUACUUCACAAUCGAUGGAAUGAAAAUAUGGCUGUAAAAACAGAUGUACAGUAUCAUUAUGACGUGAUAGGACAAAAAAAAAAAAGAAAAAAGGAUAUGAUUUAAAAAAAAAAACAAAAUCAAAAAGAGGAAGUAUCAUUUCAGCUGAAAAUGAUACAGCUCGAGUCCCACAAGCGUUUCCGUUGCAUGACUUAAAGCUACAGCGUCACUCGAAUGAGACGACAGCACUAAACCUCCAACGUUUUGGCGCUCAGACUCCUUCCUACUUAAAAAAAAUCUGCCACCAUGCUACGUUUCACUCGCACCGGUGUAGCAAAUGCCGUUUCUACAAACUGAGCAUGUCCUUUUCUUUUUUUUUUUGGCUCAGUGAAUGACACAGAACAAAAAUAGUAAUAAAAUAAAAAAACAAAAA
Molecule: messenger RNA, 2316 nt
Organism: Larimichthys crocea (large yellow croaker)
Lineage: Eukaryota; Metazoa; Chordata; Actinopteri; Sciaenidae
Gene: cib3
Product: calcium and integrin binding family member 3
Exons: 6
Coding region: 497-1060 (187 amino acids)
Biological process (GO): calcium ion homeostasis
Molecular function (GO): magnesium ion binding; calcium ion binding
Source: RefSeq, a predicted model, not a curated record